AUGAUGCCCCGGCAUCACGAAAGCGGCUUCUCCAACGGAUAUCCGCGAGGCAAUACGUUUGAUAUCUCCCCACACAGGUUUCAACCUCGAUCCUCAAUACCUGGAAACCGUCGACGAAGAAAACUACUGUUUAGACUUGGCCUUGCGGUCCUUCUUCUGAUCGCUGUUGGCUUCUGGAUCUCCUCAUCCAAUCCAGUUCCCUCAGUGGUUUCCCUGGGGCUCUUUUCUGCGACUGGAAACCUCGAACUCGAAACCGUGCGGUACUACGAUUUGAGUAAUGUCCAGGGCACUGCCCGUGGCUGGGAGCGUGAAGAGCGUAUCCUGAUAUGCGUUCCCCUUCGUGACGCGGAGCCACACCUUGCCAUGUUCUUCUCCCACCUGCGGAAUUUCACGUACCCGCAUAAUCUGAUCGACCUCGCCUUCCUAGUUUCUGACUCCAAGGACAGAACAUUGGAGGUUCUGGCUGAGAAUUUGGGACGGAUACAAGCGGACCCUGAUCCCAAGCAGCCCUAUGGCGAGGUGUCGAUCAUUGAAAAAGACUUUGGGCAGAAAGUUAACCAAGAUGUAGAAAGCCGGCAUGGCUUUGCGGCGCAAGCCAGUCGACGGAAAUUGAUGGCCCAAGCUCGAAAUUGGCUCCUCAGCGCAGCGUUACGGCCAUAUCAUUCCUGGGUAUACUGGCGAGACGUCGAUGUGGAGACUGCACCGUUCACCAUCCUUGAAGACCUUAUGCGACACAAUAAAGACGUCAUUGUUCCGAAUGUUUGGCGACCACUUCCCGACUGGCUCGGCGGUGAGCAGCCCUAUGAUCUUAACUCUUGGCAAGAGUCGGAGACUGCCCUAGCGCUUGCCGAUACACUGGACGAAGAUGCCGUAAUCGUGGAGGGCUACGCCGAAUAUGCUACAUGGCGACCUCAUUUAGCCUAUCUUCGCGAUCCAUACGGCGACCCCGACAUGGAGAUGGAGAUUGAUGGAGUAGGAGGCGUCAGCAUUCUCGCAAAAGCCAAAGUCUUCCGCUCUGGCGUUCACUUUCCUGCGUUCAGCUUUCAAAAGCACGCUGAAACAGAAGGAUUUGGAAAAAUGGCGAAAAAAAUGCAGUUUUCGGUGUUUGGUUUGCCAAACUAUGUUCUUUGGCAUCUGUACGAACCCAGUGUUGACGAUAUCCGCCAUAUGGAGGAAAUGGAACAAGAACGCAUCGCACGUGAGAAGGAGGAACAGGAGAAAAAGGCCAAGGAACAGGAGAAGAAAAACAAAGAACAAAAGGUGAAGGAGGAGUUCGGUGACAAGAGUGGUCAGUGGGAAAAAGACAAGCAACAAUUACUGGAGCAAGAGAAGCGACAACGGGAGUCCUCCACUUGA
Molecule: messenger RNA, 1356 nt
Organism: Ustilaginoidea virens
Lineage: Eukaryota; Fungi; Ascomycota; Sordariomycetes; Hypocreales; Clavicipitaceae
Exons: 5
Coding region: 1-1356 (451 amino acids)
Biological process (GO): protein N-linked glycosylation; cell wall mannoprotein biosynthetic process
Cellular component (GO): mannan polymerase complex
Molecular function (GO): alpha-1,6-mannosyltransferase activity
Source: RefSeq, a predicted model, not a curated record